CUCUCUCCUUCCGGAUUUCAGAGCAAUAAUAACUGCGCAACAGCCUUACAAUCGGCCAGACUUUGUCAGGCAGAGAACAUUCGUUCAGCUUUUUCUUCUAACAGACAUAAACAUUCUACAGGAGCCGGCAGGAUGUCUGUGACCAUGACCAAGGCCGAUGGGAUCACAGUGUUCACUGUGACCUCUGACCCCCAAAGUGUUUAUCCUCCUCUGUGCCAAAUCCUCAAAAGCCUUUGCUACAGCCCUGUGUGCUGCUCUGUGUCUCAGCACCUGAGAAGUGUCCAGAGAACUUCUCAGUCAGUACUGGGGGCUCUGCACAUUAUGGUUGGGUUGCUCACCAUCGGCCUUGGAACAAUAAUCAUUUGCAGUCUACAUACAUGGUCUAUGGUGGAAUCAACCAGAUUUCCUUUUUGGCUUGGAGGAUUGUUUAUUUUGUUUGGCACCAUUGGCAUUUUGUCUGAGAAGUACCCCAGUCCAUGUCUGGUCAUCGUCAAUGUGAUCCUGAAUCUAGCAGGAGUUGGUUUUGCCAUUACAGCCAUCGUACUGUCCAUCAUAGAUAUGGCAAGCCUUUACAUGUGGUGGACGUGUAGAAAUUACGACAAUAAUUACUAUUUAGGCUACAGAAGACAGACUACAACUCCUACUCCUGAGCAGGACAUCAUGAGGGAGAAAUGCUUGGAGGGCAAAGAACUGUUUCUGAUGCUUUUGAGAAGCAUUUAUGCUGUGCUGAUUGUCCUGUCAGCCCUGGAGCUCUGCCUCACCAUCAGCUCUGCCGUCAUUGCGAUCAAGGCUCUAAAGAGCAGUGAGAAGGGAGAAAAGGAGAAGACUGGUGACCCAGAACUCUACAAACCACUGCUGGAGGAAGUCACCUGUAACCCCACAGUCUGAAUGAAAAUAUCUGCUUUGUGCUCUGAGUUACCAGGUAUAAUCCUGUGCAUUCAUACCAUUGACUGUAUAUCUAUGUAAUGUCAAUGAUUUAGUCAAAUUCAGGGGGUAUGCUUAAAAAUCCUGCAUUUAUAUUUUGAUGAGUAUGAUUUUCUAUUGAAUAAUGUGCCUUACGGUCAGCUUGUUUAGGUAAAAGAAAGGUUCAUUAAUGUGAGUGUGUAACAUUGACGGAUAGAUACGGUUUUUGUUUGCUAUUUUACAAUAUUAAGUAAAAAAAAAAAAAGUCAUCAAAACUGUUGACUGUAAUGCAAAUGUUUUGUUGUUUGUGCUUCUGCUGUGUACUUUAUAGAAACCUUAAAUAUUUUCAUGAUGAGUAUGAUUUUCUAUCGAAUAAUGCACCUUAAGGCUCUGACUCACCAACCCGACGGCCGACCAUCAGCAGAAAAGUCAGUCGGACUGACUGCCUCCCCGAGUUGGUCAAAAAAGUGCUUUGGAACACACCGAAGCGACGCCGACUUGAGAGUACGUUCUGCGCGUGCGAGAGACGUAAUACGUCUCCACUACAGCAGGCGGCGCAAAUCUGUAUUGUCACCCAAAAAAUGAAAACCGGCAGCUGAUUGGACAAACACGUCACGUCGGUCUGGCUGCUCCCGGGUUUUACAACCGGGCAUAAUGGCGGCUUCGUUCGGAAUACAAUCUCAUAUUUUACGAAGAUAGUCCACCAAAACAUGUUUCUGAAAACAUUUUAAGCGAAGAGUAGGCUAUGCAGUUGCUGAAUCUGUCUUCAUUUCAAACUGACCUUUGUUGAUCAACAAAGCUCGAGUCACUGACCUCGCCAGGCUGUCAGACGGCCGAAAAUCAGCUUGGUGUAUCAGGGCCAUUACGGUCAGCUCGUUUAGGUAAAAGGGAGGUUCAUUAAUGUGAGUGUGUGACAUUGAUGGACAGGUAUGUUUUUUGUUUGCUAUUUUACAAUAUUAAGUCAUGUUAAAAAAAAAAAGUCAUCAAAACUGUUGACUGUUCAAAUGUUUUGUUUGUGCUUCUGCUGUGUACUCUAUAAUAAACCUUAAAGCCUGACACGAAAAUGUAAUCAGUUUAAUAACUAGUUGUGCUCUUUGUGUACAAAUAAUAAACCGUAAGUAUUAAAGUGCUCAUAUAAUGCU
Molecule: messenger RNA, 2045 nt
Organism: Perca flavescens (yellow perch)
Lineage: Eukaryota; Metazoa; Chordata; Actinopteri; Perciformes; Percidae
Product: transmembrane protein 176B
Exons: 7
Coding region: 133-888 (251 amino acids)
Cellular component (GO): membrane
Source: RefSeq, a predicted model, not a curated record